UUCCAGGUUUUGAGGUUAUAUUGGAAUUGCAUCUGGCUUUUAAACGAAGUCUAGAACGUGGCCUGUUGAAUUUUCGAAAGUACCUUCCAAUUUUCAUCGUGUACAUAUAUAUUUUGACUCAAUUUUGAGGCUUCGUCGAUUUUCUCUCUUCCAAAAUGACUCGUGGUACAAAGAAAGUUGGAAUCACCGGAAAGUACGGAACUCGGUAUGGUGCCAGUUUGCGUAAGCAAGUGAAGAAAAUCGAAAUCACACAGCACUCAAAAUAUACCUGCUCUUUUUGUGGAAAACAAAGUAUGCGUAGGAGCUGUGUUGGGAUCUGGUCAUGCGACAGAUGCAGGAGGACAGUCGCUGGGGGAGCCUAUGUGUAUGCCACAACUGCUGCCACCUCAGUCAGAUCAGCUAUCAGGCGGUUAAGAGAAAUUCAUAAUGUAUAAUUUUAGUCUUUAAGUUACUUUUAAUAAAAAACAGAAAAUCACACAACCAAAA
Molecule: messenger RNA, 486 nt
Organism: Bemisia tabaci
Lineage: Eukaryota; Metazoa; Arthropoda; Insecta; Hemiptera; Aleyrodidae
Product: large ribosomal subunit protein eL43
Biological process (GO): translation
Cellular component (GO): ribosome
Molecular function (GO): structural constituent of ribosome
Source: RefSeq, a predicted model, not a curated record